AAAAAAAGUGAAUAGCACCCUCUUUUUUUCUCAAUGGAGGAUUAGCAUUGAGAGUUAGUUCAUGCUAGAUCGUCGGUAGGCAAUAGAUCGUUAGCAGAAACGGUGAGGGUUUUAGAGGAACCUCUGGCGCCCAAGGUACACAUUCACACGAUUGCCUUAAGGGUUUCGCGCUCACAGAUUGUUUAAUGGAUCUAAUAGAUCUAGUAGAAAGUCAUUUCGAAAAUCAGCUGACUUCGUCUAGCCCGGCAAUAUUCUAUCGGUAUUUGAUUAAUCGAAAUAUUUAAGUUGUAGUGAAUCGUAACGGGUUUAGAUAUAUCUUGUACAAUUAUAAAAAGAUAAGAAAAGGUCUUGUAAUUCGUGCAAGUCUUUUGUUAGAAUUUUCCUUAGUUCUUUAUUUUGAGCACUCGAAAAAACAUUCGAAAGUCAAUUACUAAAUCCAAAGAAAAGAGAUUUUUACUUCUGUCUUUGUCCGCGUUCUACCUGAAAUAUUUUAUGUCCGAAAUUCGAAAUGUCUUGAAUGGUAACAUGUAUAUGCCUUUACAUUGUUCUGAGGAAAAUUACAGUAGCGAGGUUAAAAAGUAUUCAUUUUCCAUUAUCUUAUCCAUUCAUAAUCACUGCAAAACUCUGAUAGCUUCUUAAUGUGGCAUUUUAUAAAUUUUUGUAAUGUAGCGCAAACUUUUAGUAUGAAAAUUCGAAAUUCUGUUCGAAUUCUUCGACCAUAAACAAUAUCCUCUAUAUAGUUUCGUCCUUUUCAGGAUUUUGUGAUUUUGACUUUCGUGAUUUUGAUCUUUUCGACCUUUUGGCCUUUUUGGAAUUUUGGGUUUUCGAUAUAUUGGCGUUUCAGGAUUUUGGCGUUCAGGACUUUGGUCCUUUCGGGAUUUUAGCCCAUUCCAGAUUUUGGCUAUUUGGGAUUUCGUCCAAUUCAGAAUUUUGGCCUUUUCAAGAUUUUGACAUUCGAGAUUUUGGCGUUUUAGAUUUUCGAAAUUCGGACUUUUAGGAUUUUGGCUUUAAGUGAUUUUGACUUUUUCGUGAUUUUGUUCCUUUUCGAGAUCUUGGCGUCCACUGCCGGGAUUUGGGCUUUAUGGGAUUUUGAUUCAUUUGGGAUUUUCGCAUUUUCGGGAAUUUGACGUUUUAGAUUUUGGCUUUUCGUGAUUUUAGCUUUCGGAAUUUAGACGUUUUGGUAUUUUGAUCCAUUAUGGAAUUUAGGGUUCGAGAUUUUGGUUUUUCGGGAUUUUGACUCAUUUGGGAUUUUGGCGUUCGAGAUUUUUGCUUUCGGGAUUUUGGUUUUUCGAGAUUUCGACCCGAUCGGAAUUUCGGCUUUUCAGGAGUUUGGAGUUUUGGGAUUUUGAUUUAUUUGGGAUUUUGACGUUCGAGAUUUACGUUUUGGGGAUUUUGGCUUUGCCGGAUUUUGAACCAUUCGGAAUUUUGGCCUUCUCGAGAUUUUGACGUUCGAUAUUUUGGCUUUUCAGAAUUUUGGUGUUCUAGAUUUUGGUUUAUCGGGACUUUGACUUUCUGAGAUUUUAAUCCAUUUGGGAUUUUGACCUCGGAAUUUUGGCUAUUCGGGAUAUUGUCAUUUUCUGGAUUUUGACGCUCGAAAUUUUGUUUUUACGGAAUUUUGGCGUUCAAGAUUUUGGCUUUUCGGAAUUUUGAUUUCGCAAAUUUGACUUUUCAGGAGUUUGAGCAGCACCGAAAAUUUUUGUUUUUUAGGAAAAUAUUUUAUAAAAAUUCUGAUAAUUCUCAAAUAUCUAUGAAAACUUUCAAGCUAAAAGGUUUUCGUAUAACAAUACCAAUUUAUUCUUGAUUUCAAACUUGUCAAAGUUAUAAAAAUCUUACAUAGAUUUUUAAUUUGUGAACUUAUUCGAAAUUGCAAAUCCUUGUAAAAAUUAUGAAGAAGAAAUAAACCAAAUGACUAAGAUUUUGCCAUUAAAUAAGCACAAGAACUUAUGAACAGACUCAAUGUGUUUAUUUGUUUGAACAUAACAUUUUGAUUACUCAAUCAAAAUUUUAAGAGAUUUUGGUGAUCCAACGGACAGUCUUUGGAUCUUUGGCUAUUUUCUUUCACGUGCAUUAAGUUCCGUUUCAUGCAAAUGUAAAAAAAAUCAAAUAUUUAUACCGUGAAUUCUGUUUAAUACAACACGUGUUUCCCACAACACUUUAAAUAUUCAGCAGACUUUCGUAUGGCAUUUUCUUUUUUUUUCUUUCUUCAAUUCAAUUGACUGAGAAUUUUUUGUUGUGUCGGUUUCUUGAACAAUUUGCAAAGUAGAUGCAUAAAAUAAUUUAGUUUGGAAGCAAUUUAGUUAAAAAGAAUUAGAGGUUUUAUGGGAUUUUGGAGGGUGUCUGCAAUACAUAAAAUAAAGGAAAACUUAAGUAAGUUAAAGAGUAAAAUGCAUCACGUUGUGGGGAAUCCUCAUGAAGGAAAAUAGGGGGUGGCCUUUAAUGAGGAAUUUUUCUACGGAUUCACUGUGACUCUGGGCGUCAUAUUUGACCUUUUUCAAGUGUAUAUGAUAUUUUUUUUUGUAAAGUGCAGAAAUAGAGAGAGACAUUUUUUUAAUCAUUGAGAGAUAAGCAGUUGAAGGUGUGCAAGUGAAACGUACAUUUUCAAAGUGUGUUCUCUUUGUAAAUAGAUUUUCUUUGGCAUUAGCUUCUGUUUUACAUUAAUUUUUAUUUAAAAUAAUUUUUCUGAAGGAUUUUGUGUUUGCUUCUUGCUUGGAAGAUUAUAAUUUUAUUUCAUUUUCAAAUUUAUUUUUCUUUUAAGUUUUUAUUUAAUUAAUACAUAGCAGUUUAGUGAAGUUUGAAUUGUAUGGAUUUUAAAUUUUAUUUUCAAAAUCUCUUCUUUUGCCUUCCAUUUCUUGGACUAUUCCUUAAAACUCUAUAUUAAAUAUUAGAAUAAAUAAGUUAAAAAAAAGACUAUAGGGACUAGGAAAAAAUUAUCAAUAAUUUAUUACAACAAAACAACUAAUUGACGAAUGAAAAUGUGUGAUUUAUUCAUUUCAUGUACCCGUAGCUUGCUUUUGGACAAUUCUAAAACUCUGUCUCUAUAAAACAAAUAAAAAUCUCUCAAGAAAACAUAAAAAAUGAAAAGGCAAAAGGACGAUAUGCAAGUGAACGUGGCGGGUAUCAGGAGGAAUAUCAAAAAUUUAGCGCACAAUUAUUCAGAUGCUCAGGUAAAAGUGCGAGAGGCAACCUCAAAUGACCCAUGGGGUCCCUCGGCGACUCUCAUGGCAGAAAUUGCCGAUUUGACAUACAAUGUUGUGGCCUAUUCUGAGAUCAUGGCGAUGAUCUGGAAGCGCCUCAAUGAUCAUGGAAAAAACUGGCGUCAUGUGUACAAAGCUUUAAUCCUACUGGAGUAUUUAAUCAAAACGGGCACUGAGAAGGUGGCUCAGCAGUGCAAAGAGAAUGUCUUUGCCAUUCAGACUCUGCGAGAGUUUCAGUAUUUGGAGGAGGGCAAGGAUCAGGGACUUCAUGUGCGUGAAAAGGCCAAGCUCCUGGUGUCCCUGCUCAAGGAUGACGAACGCCUGAAGAAUGAACGCACGAAGGCGCUCAAGGCAAAAGAGAGAUUUGCCCAGCAUGCAAGUGGGUUUGGGAGUGAUGGGUCUAUUGAUGGUCCGACACAUCGAGGAGAGGGUGCCGGAUGGCAUGAUCCAUCCGAUCCGCGUCCAGCAAAUGCGAAUGACAUUGAGUUUGUGAGGCCGCAGACGGUGGGUGAGGAGGAACUGCAGCUGCAGCUGGCGAUGGCCAUGUCGCGAGAGGAGGCCGAACAGGAGGAGGCUAAGCGACGCAGCGACGAUGUCAGGCUCCAAUUGGCGCUUAGUCAGAGCGAACAGGAUUUCAAGUCACAGAAGGAUGGUGGAGCCGUUGGAGGAGCUUCGGCUUCUGCACCUAAACAGCAACAGAGCCAUCUGAUGGACUUGCUGGAUAUUUCACUGGGCGCUACUAGUAUCUCAAGUCCUCCUGGACCUGCUGAUCCUUGGGCUAUGCCCCAACCCCCCUCCACACGUCCCCCAGCCGCUCUCCCUGGUGAUCCGUGGUCCAGAACCUCCUCCCCUCCCGUUGACCCAUGGUCUCCUGUGGCUGGAGCUGCAGCUCCUCCCCCGAAGCCCGACGGCUGGCUGUCGCGCAAUGAAUCACCAUCCGUGGCCUCUGGAUCCUCCAACGAAGGCUGGCUCAAUAAUCCACAGCCAACAGCAACAUCCAAUGGCAAUCUGUCCAGCAGUGAUCCAUGGAGUGCCAAGAAGGCACCUGUAAGUGAUCCCUGGGGUGCAAAUGGUGGUGGACAGGAGAAAAUGCCACCUCCAGCUGAUCCAUGGCAGACGCACAGAGACACUUCCAAUUCCAACAGCGAUCUAGCCACCAGCGUCGAUCCAUGGUCACCGGCUCACAAUAAAGUACCCCCAAUGGGUGCUAGACCGAGUCCUGUGGGCGCCAUCACAUCACCAUCAUCCGAUCUGGAUGAAUUCGAUGUCAUCACAAAUCGCACCAAGAGCGCCACAAAUGGCACCAACAACAACAACUCGUCUCUUCUGGAGGAAAUGGAUCCACUUUCAUCGUCAAACAGCAAACCCCCACUGAAGACGCCGCAAUCGUUCUUAGGUGAAAAUUCGUCGUUAGUGAAUUUGGAUAAUUUAAUCAAACUACCAGUGCCCAACACAGCAAUGAGUCACAAUAAUCCCUACAAUCCCUUCAGCGAUGUCGUCGGAGGGGCGCCUCAGAAGAAUGCUUUUCAGCAAAAUCAACCGGUUCCGUCCAUAAAUCAGUUAAAACAGUCUCCGUUUCCAAUUUCAAUAAGUCAAGACCCUUGGACACCUGUUAGCAACUCCACUAACAAUUCACAGCAAUUUGGCAAUCCAUUCAAUGAUGAUGAAUUUCUUCAACUGAGAAAUCAGCCAGAAAAAUCAGCGAUUAGCAACAACAAUUGCUAUAAUUUCUAUGAAAAGUUCACAAAUGAUGGUCCAAUUGAGAAUGAGGACAGCGAUCAGGAUAAUUUCUACUUUAGUAGCACUAGAUGCAAGAAAUUCAAUAAUAACAUUGAGAAUUAUUUUUCUAACAACAAUAUGCCAUGGAGGAGCAAUGAGACGACAACAUCUUCAAAUCCCUUCUUGUCGUAAGUGAAAAAAAAAGAUCCUUUAUAAAAGAAAACAGAGUUUUAAAAAACAAUGAAUGAGAUAAAUAUUGUAAAUCCUACAAAAAAGGAACUCACACAGAAAAUUAUUAAGUGGUUUUUGCAGCAAUUUUAGAAUUUUACACGCGUUUAAAACCCAUCAUUGAAAGUAUAAAAACAAACAACAUAUUUUUUAAUUCAAAGCUGAUAAACUUUGCAAUUCACACGCUGAACAUUGUGCGAUUUCUAAAUAUUUGAUCCCAGCUAAAUCGAUGCUAUGAAAAAGGUUUUUUUUUUAAAUUAUUUAAAUGACAAACAUUUAUUUCUUUUUUCGAUAAAUGUUUGAGAAGAAAAAUGAAAAAAAACAACUAUUAAGAAUAAAAAGAAUGUUUUGCUAUUUACAUCCUAAAAAUUAUAUAUAUAAAUGAAGAAAAAAAAACAAUUAUUGCCUGAAAAAAAAACUAAAAUAAAGAAUGAUUGUAGAAAUGAUUUUAAAGAGAGAUAAAAAAAAACAGUGUGAGUUGAGAGAAAGAGACAAAAAAUAACUAAAAUAGUAGAUUUUUAUACAUUUGAAUGAGCGUAAGAAAAAAAAAUUAUUGACUUUGAUAAUUUUUUUUUGUUUUUUGGGAGAAAAGAACGAAAGCGAGAGAGAUGAUGGACAAAAAAAAUGAGAUACUUUGUAAAAUUAUUCACACAGUCAAAUUCAAAUUUUUCAAGAAAAAAAACUUUAAAAAAGUAACUUUUAUCGAAGAUUCACUGAUAAAAAAAAUCGAGAUUGAUUUUCUAUUACCUUUUAUUUUUUUUGUUCUUCAAAUAUUUAAUAAUUAUUUCUUUUUUUAUAUUAUUGAUGAAUAUUUUCUUUUUUUUAAAUAUUUUUUUUUUCAUGUAGACAUAACGAAAAAGAUUUAUUGAAAAAAAACAAUAUUACUGUUUAGUGUGUAAGAGAGAAGGAUGUUACAAUGAAAAAAAAAGAAAACUUCAAAACUAAUCCAUAAUUUUAUUCUCUAAUUUUACAAAAUUUAAUUAAUUUAAUAGUUAAUGAUUUUACUGCUGAAAAAAAUGGUGAAUAUAAAUGAUUACUAUAUACAGACAAAA
This is a messenger RNA of Phlebotomus papatasi, 6193 nucleotides long. It is a transcript of the gene lqf, whose product is annotated as epsin-1. Bases 3075 to 5105 code for a protein of 676 amino acids. Gene Ontology annotation, molecular function: clathrin binding; phospholipid binding. The transcript has 9 exons. Lineage: Eukaryota; Metazoa; Arthropoda; Insecta; Diptera; Psychodidae. The record is from RefSeq and is a predicted model, not a curated record. Gene Ontology annotation, cellular component: clathrin vesicle coat; plasma membrane; endosome. Gene Ontology annotation, biological process: endocytosis.